Messenger RNA from Hydra vulgaris (swiftwater hydra), 2172 nucleotides. The record is from RefSeq and is a predicted model, not a curated record. NCBI's taxonomy places the organism in Eukaryota, Metazoa, Cnidaria, Hydrozoa, Anthoathecata, Hydridae.
UUUUUUACAUUUGUUAUUAACAGAUUAAUAGCAGCAUCCGGUUUCAAGGAUGCAUGCGGCAUUUAAAGUUAACUGUUAUAAACUACUUUUGCAGAUUUUGAACUGCGUGGACUAUUAUUAUAUUAUAGUAUGGACUAUUAUUGUCAAGUCGAGUUCUGUAGAAAAGGGUUUUACAAUGCACGAGGAUUAAUCAAUCAUAUGAUGUUGCAGCAUAGUCAUGAAAAACAACUGAGUUUGUCGUGUAGUUUAGAUAGUUGUGGUUAUCGUUAUAACACUGUUAAUACCUUUAGGUGUCAUCUUUUCAAAUUUCAUGCGUCUCAUCUUGUUUCCAUAAUUUCCGAUAAACUGACUGAUCUAUCUGAAAUUACAUGCGAACAUACAGAAGAAAGUGAUAGAGAAGAAAAUAUCGUGGAAAAGGAAACAGAGAACAUUACCAUUAUUGAGAGUGUAGAUGAAAAUGCCAAUAAACUUAAUACAGAGUUUUCUGAUUUUUUAAAAUGUUUUGGAAAUAAUGUAUGUAUAGCACAGCUACAAUUGCGCGAAAAACACAUGUUACCUCUUUCAGCAGCUUCUGAUAUAUGUGAUAUGGUUAAAUAUUUACUUGAUUUGUUUCAAAACAGUUUUGUAUCAUUAAUAAGACAAAGGCUUAAGGUACUAAAUAUUGAAUCAGAUGACGAUUCUGUGUUGAACCAAAUAUUAACAUUUUCCUCAAUUUAUGACAGAGUGUCCCAAUUAUUUGCAACAGAUCAUCUUAAAAUGUUAUAUAUGCUAAAUAACCUUGAAUUUGUUCCACCAAAAGAACUUGACAUGCCAGCUAAUGAACUUCACCAGUUUAAUGAAAGUGUUGAUGGUUCUAACAAUGAAAUAAGCAGUGAAAUAUUGUCGCCACCUCUUAUAACAAACACAGGUAAUAAUAUUUUUGCAAAAAAACAUGAAAAAAAAAAAAAAAUCAGUCAUUAUAUUUCAAUUCUUCAAACUUUAAAAAACUAUCUUCAAAAAGAUGAUAUAUGGGCGAGCUGUGAACGAAAUCGUCUAAAACCAGUUGAAAAUGAUGGCAUUAUACGAGAUUACUCUGAUGGCACACAUUUUAAAUCAUUAAAUGUUAAUAACAAUAAAUUUAUACGUUUACAUUUGUAUAAUGAUGAGCUAGAAAUAUGUAAUGCACUAGGAAGCAGACGGGGUACUCACAAGAUUUAAAUUUUUUAUUUUUUAGUUGGGAAUAUUGACACUCAUUUAUGGACAAAUCUCGAUCACAUUCAUUUAGUAUUAGUUGCCCAAUACAGUGCUGUCAAAAGGUUUGGAUAUGAUAAAGUUCUAAAUAAACUUAUGCAUGAUGUGAAAUUGCUUGAAAUAUAUGGACUUGAUUUAAAUAUUGAUGGCAGUAUUGAACAUGUAAAUGGUUCUAUUGUACCAUUCUCUGGUGAUAACUUAUCCUCUCAUUCUUUUGGUGGUUUUUCUACUUGCUUUUCAUCUGGCAGAAUUUGUCGCCACUGCAUGGUUUCGUUUAGGUUUCUUUCAGAUGUUCAUUCAGAAUCUUCGUGUCAGUUGCGAACAAUAGAUUUACAUAAAUAUCAUGUUCAACAAGUGAAGACUGAUAAGUCACUUGGUGCUGUAUAUGGUGUUCUUUCUCGUUGUUCUUUAUCUAGUUUACAAUAUUUCGAUGCAAUUGAAUGUUUCCCACCUGAUUUUAUGCAUGAUGGACUUGAAGGACUUUUGAGUGUUAAUUUUUCAAUUGUUGUUAGAAAUCUUAUCAAAGAAAAACUAUUCACUAUUGUUCAAUUAAAAGAAGAAAUCGCAAAAUUCAAGUAUAGCAUUCCAGAUAGUUGUGAUAAACCUGCUGUAUCAUGUAUUCCAAAUAAUUUGGGAACAACCAAUAAAAGAAUCCAUGGAAAAGCAGUAGAGAGAUGGUCGCUAUUUCAUUUUUUGCCAGUUUUUGUCAGUUGCCUAGUAAAAAAUCCUGAUAUACUCCUUAAUAAUAAUUUUUGGCAGCUUCAUUUGCUUUGUCGACAGAUAGUACAAAUCAUUUUGGCUCCAGAAAUUGAUAUAAAUUGGAUACCUAUUCUUGAGCAUCUCAUUCAAAGACACCAUUCUCUACUUGAAUGCAUUAGUCCUGUUUCAUUUAUACCUAAAAUCCAUUAUUUAGAACAUUAUCCUUGAUUACUAUUACAUUUU